CCCAUAAGUUAUAAAUAUAUUUGCUGAACCGAACCACAUUCAACAUGUCCUCUGGUCAAACUGAUGAAACGUUUGUAAUGGAUCUCGACGAUACGAGAAACUCGAAAGGACACGGAUUCCACUGCUACAAACAUGAUGGGGUGUAUUUGUUUGUGCUACCUCCGGAAAUGCUGAAGGGAGCUCGUCCUGUAGACAGAAUAAACAGUAUCAAAGAAGCCGAACUGAAGGACGAUGACAUCAUUAUCUGUGCGUAUCCCAAAUGUGGAACCCACUGGCUGUGGGAAGUCAUCGAGAUGCUAGUCAGUGGGACUCUCCAGCAUCAAAAGGAUGUGAAAGAGACCCGGAUGAUGGAAUUCCUCGCCAAAGAUGGAAUAGAAGCAAUGCCACAGCCACGUGUCUUCAACACGCACCUCCCUCUGCGCAUGCUCCCUAAACAGGUCGUGGAGAAGAAGAUCAAGUGCAUCCAGAUCAUGCGGAAUCCUAAAGAUGCCUGUGUGUCCUUCUUCAACCACCUGAGAGACACGAAUCCACCGUAUAAUUAUGAAGGAGACUUCGUGGAGUUUACAGAGGCGUUUUUGUCAGAGAAAAUUCCGUUUGGGUCCUACUCCACCUAUCUGCAGUCAUGGAAAGACGAGGUGGCAGCUGCACAAGGGUUACCUACCCUUGAUAUGUACUACGAGGACAUGAAAAGUGAUCCUGUCGCGUCUGUUAAAGAAGUCGCCAGAUUCCUUGGCCUUGCAUCUACAGACAAGUUCUGUGAAGACGUUGCGGAUGCUUGCUCCUUUAAGAAGAUGAAAAAAGUUGACCAGGAAAUGAAAGGUGGAUUUCCCGUAAAGAUGUGGGCAGAUGGCAAAGGAGGAACGUUCUAUAGGAAAGGUGAAAUCGGGGACUGGAAGAAUUGGUUCACUGUGGCACAAAGUGAGAGAUUUGAUGUAACAUGGAACAAGAAGAUGAAGGAGUCUGGGGUCAAGUUUACUUACACACCAGUCUGAGGACCAGUCAAAUGCAUUGGUGAUAUGUGCACCGAGAAUUUAUAAUAAUAAUGAAUUUAUCAUAACCAAGAACCAUAUAUGGAAUGUGUAAAGAAAGUUUCUUUCGUAGAACACUAAUCAGACGUACAGUGGACUGUCCGAGGGUAUUUACGAAGAUCAAUACAUCCCUUCAGAUCGUGCAUGAUUAGGACAUAGCCAUAUUCUAAUUCACAACAAAUGACACCCAAAACAUAUGGCACCUAAUUGAAUUCCUACCUAUUUUAGCUUUUUACCAUGUCCAUAGAUGCACUGACUGAUUAUAAGUAUAAGCUAACCUAGAGCAAACUGCACCGUUAUCGCGAAUUGCUCUUGAAAUGCUGUACGUUGAAUUUUAUUCACGCAGUAAAUUAUUCCCGUCCUUCAAAAUGCAUAGGGCGGUGGGAUAGCCCAGUGGUUAAGGUGUUCGCUCGUCACGCCGAAGACCCGAGUUCAAUUCCCCACAUGGGUUCGAUUUGAGAGCGUAUCGAUUCCACACAUGGGUACAAUGUGUGAGGCCCAUUUCUGGCGUCCCCCGCCUUGAUAUUGCUGGAAUAUUGCUAAAAGCGGCGUAAAACUAAACUCGCUCACUCACUCAAAAUUCAUAAUAACCUAAGCACCUGUCUUUCAUUUCAACACCUUACUGAAUUAUCUCAUUAGAAGAAUAUGUCUGAAAUAAAAUAUACAUGCUUUCAUAAACUUGCGCUUACUAUAAAACUCGCCAUCUCACGCUAUAUUUAGUUAACAAAUAGUUGAAACUCUCAACAUGACUGGACGUAUUCGCUGACCAUGUAUAACGAGAUGAUAGACUACUUUGAUAGACUACUCAGCUAAUACACACGGCAUGACCUCACCAAAAGGCUGGCGUCGAAUGACAUUGUUUUGCCAGCGUGUUUCACAAAUCAUGUCAUAGUCCGGCGGGCCUAAAGGACUUGGUGCUGAUCAUGAAUUCUAAAGGUAUGUUUGAUGUAGUCACGCCAAAGCCUUGCUAUGUAUAUAUGUGGAACCAGAAGUGGUUAUCCAUAAAAUAAAACAGUUUUUAUGCUUUAA
Molecule: messenger RNA, 2057 nt
Organism: Haliotis rubra (blacklip abalone)
Lineage: Eukaryota; Metazoa; Mollusca; Gastropoda; Lepetellida; Haliotidae
Product: sulfotransferase 1C2-like
Exons: 6
Coding region: 45-992 (315 amino acids)
Biological process (GO): sulfation
Cellular component (GO): cytoplasm
Molecular function (GO): sulfotransferase activity
Source: RefSeq, a predicted model, not a curated record